This is a messenger RNA of Triticum dicoccoides, 2247 nucleotides long. RefSeq names its product sucrose:sucrose 1-fructosyltransferase-like. The record is from RefSeq and is a predicted model, not a curated record. Gene Ontology annotation, molecular function: beta-fructofuranosidase activity. Bases 134 to 2137 code for a protein of 667 amino acids. Gene Ontology annotation, biological process: carbohydrate metabolic process. Lineage: Eukaryota; Viridiplantae; Streptophyta; Magnoliopsida; Poales; Poaceae. The transcript is spliced from 3 exons.
CACGCACAUGCACACACCUAGCUUCAUCUGCUGUUUAGAUUAGGCUUAGCAGAGGUGAUAAUUGAUCACUCCCACCAAUUCCUCUCCCUUGUCUGGUGUCCUCCUUCUCCUCCGCCGAUCUCUUUCUAUUUCAAUGGAGACCGGAGACCAUGGCUCGGUGCCAUGCUCCUAUGCCCAGCUGCUGGACGAUGCGGAGGCCGAUCGCACGCGCCCAGGCCGAACCGGGCCACUGUGCGCCGCUAUUCUCCUGACUUCGGCGGCGGUGCUCCUCGCUGUUGCCGCGCUCGCCGGCGUCAGGCUCGCGGGCCAGCUGUCGGCCGCCGGCGUCAUCAUGUCCGGCCACCCGAGCACGGUCGACGCGGCGCCGAUGAGCGCCAGCAGCCGGGGGCCUGAGUCUGGCGUCUCAGAAAAGACGUCCGGAACCGCCACGCACGGCGGCAUGCUGGGCGCGGAGGCCGGCGGCAACGCGUUCCCGUGGAGCAAUGCCAUGCUCCAGUGGCAGCGCACCGGAUUCCACUUCCAGCCCGAGAAGAACUGGAUGAACGACCCCAACGGUCCGGUGUACUACAAGGGGUGGUACCAUCUCUUCUACCAGUACAACCCGGACGGCGCUAUUUGGGGCAACAAGAUAGCAUGGGGCCACGCCGCGUCCCGCGACCUCCUCCGCUGGCGCCACCUCCCAGUUGCCAUGUCUCCGGACCAAUGGUAUGACAUCAAUGGCGUCUGGUCAGGUUCUGCCACCGUCCUCCCCGACGGCCGCAUCGUCAUGCUCUACACCGGAUCCACCAAUGCCUCCGUCCAGGUCCAGUGCCUCGCCUUUCCGACUGAUCCCUCCGACCCAUUGCUAAUCAACUGGACCAAGUAUGAGAACAACCCAGUGAUGUACCCGCCACCCGGUGUCGGGGAGAAGGACUUCAGGGACCCGACCACUGCAUGGUUUGACGGCUCUGAUGACACAUGGCGGCUCGUCAUUGGAUCCAAGGAUGACCGCCAUGCCGGCAUGGUCAUGACCUACAAGACCAAGGAUUUCAUCGACUAUGAGCUUGUCCCCGGAUUGCUUCACCGGGUGCCGGGGACGGGGAUGUGGGAGUGCAUCGACCUAUACCCGGUCGAAGGCGUGAGGGGCAUUGACAUGACGGACGCGGUGGCGGCAGUGUCCACCAAUGGCGCUGACGAUGUGUUGCACGUGAUGAAGGAGAGCUCUGACGAUGACCGACACGACUACUACGCGUUGGGGAGGUAUAACGCGGCGAAGAACACAUGGACACCGCUGGACGUCGACGCCGAUCUCGGCAUCGGGCUAAGGUACGACUGGGGGAAGUUCUACGCGUCCAAGACGUUCUACGAUCCGGCAAAGAAGCGGCGCGUGCUAUGGGGGUGGGUUGGUGAAACCGACUCCGAGCGCGCCGACGUCGCCAAGGGAUGGGCCUCGCUCCAGUCGACCCCUCGCACGGUGGUGCUGGACACUAAGACGGGAAGCAACCUCCUUCAGUGGCCGGUGGAGGAGGUGGAGACGCUCCGGACCAACUCCACUAACCUUGGCGGCGUCACCAUUGACCACGGCUCCGUCUUUCCACUCAGCCUUCAUCGCGCCACCCAGCUAGACAUCGAGGCCACAUUCCGCCUCGACCCGCUAGACAUUGCCGUCGCCAAUGAGGCUGAUGUGGGCUACAAUUGCAGCACAAGCGGUGGUGCCGCAGGGCGGGGCAUGCUCGGCCCCUUUGGCCUCCUUGUGCUUGCCGACGCCAGGCGCCAUGGAGGUGACGCAGAGCGUACUGCCGUCUACUUCUAUGUGGCCAGGGGCCUCGACGGCGGCUUGCACACACACUUCUGCCAUGAUGAGACACACUCAUCUCGUGCCAACGACAUUGUCAAGAGGGUCGUAGGCCAUACCGUGCCGGUGCUCGAUGGCGAGGAGCUGUCAGUGAGGGUGCUUGUGGAUCAUUCGAUCGUUGAGAGCUUUGCGAUGGGUGGGAGGUUGACGGCAACAUCACGAGUGUACCCAACGGAGGCCAUCUACGCCAACGCCGGGGUGUACCUCUUCAACAAUGCCACCGGCGCCCGGGUCACCACCACCAGGCUCGUCGUCCACGAGAUGGACUCUUCCUACAACCAAGCCUACAUGGCCUCAUUGUAAAAAGAAAAUGGAAAAGAUAUUUUCUUUGUUUAGAAAAAAGUGAUAGAUAGCAUAUUGUACUCAUGUUUUUACACAAAGGAAGAUCUCUCAUUUCUUCGUUGCAUCGCUUC